ACCGUUGUGGCGAAUGGGGGUAAGCUAAGAUUGAAGCUGCCUCUGCCAACGCUACCGAUCCUUCUACAUCCGUGGUGCACGAGGUGAUCUCUUGAAAAAAAGUCCUGGAUGGAUGAGAUGGCAGAAUCUGAGAGACCUGCUUUUGAUCCUAACCAAGAAUUCAGCACGUUAGAUAAGAUCCUGACACAAACCCAGCGCUAUUCAGAACUUCUCCUUGAGGAAGUACUUACAAAAUCUACUGCUGAUGAAGCUGCCCUCACAGAAGAAGAAAAGUGGGAAAAAGAGCAAGACAGGCUUAUUCCAUCAAUGGCUGGUGCCACGGUGAAGCCUUACUUGAUAAAGGGUGUCAAGUGGCUAAAAUUUCUGUGGCAGAAUGGGCUAAAUGGGAUAAUAGAGGAUCCAGUGGAAUUCGGGGCAGUAUUCCAGACACUUUUAUUUCUUGCUCAUCUCAAGGAAAGUGGUUUGCACGGUCCAUACAUGAUAGUUACGGCCGAGCCCUCGAGUCAUAUCUCAUACUGGUUGAAAGGGAUAAGAUUGUUCCCCACUAUGAAGAAACUGAUUUAUUUUGGAGAUAAAAACAGUCGGGCAAACUGGAGGAGAGAGUUAGUGUACAAAACUGUUGGCCCUGAUUUUCCGAUCAUAUUAACUACAUAUCGUACGGCCAUGUUAGACAAAGGAUGGCUUGCUGAUUAUAAGUGGAAAUAUGUUGUCUUGGAUGAGAGUGAUCAAAUGAAGCAGUGGGAAUACGAAAUAUUGGAGAAGUUAAAGCACCGGCCAGUGGAUAAUAAGCUCCUUUUGGUAAGGUCACAUUCUACAAAGAGCCUAGCAGAUCUGCGGUCGCUAUUGAAGUUUGCGUUGCCUCCUGUGCUCUCAUGUCUUGAGGAAUUUGAUUCAUGGUUUAAAUUUUCUGGCAAAGAAGGCGAGGAACAACAAACUGAAGAGGAAAGGAGGACCUAUCUUUCGAAGCUUCAUGCCAUUUUGCGUCCAUUCCUUCUAAGGCAGAUGGAGGAUGUAGAAAACAAGGUCCCCCAAAAGAAAAGUGCCACAUGCUACAAGGCUAAAGUUGUUCAGCACCCGAAUGCAAUUGGCGUCAAAUGCUCUAAAAACCAUGCAACGAAAGAAGUCACAAGGACUGGUGUUGAGAGUUGUCAAGCUGUAGCAGCAGAGGUUCCCCCAAAGAAAGGGCCCACAUGCUCAGAUGCGAUGAGUGUCACACGCCCCAAAGACCAUGCAGCGAUAGAAGGUGCAAGGACCGGUGCUGAGACUCAAGCGGUAGCAGCAGAGGUUCCCCAAAAGAAAGGUGCCACAUGCUCAGAUGACGUUAUUGCCACACGCUCCAAAGACCAUGCAGUGAUAGAAGGCUCAAUGACUGCUGCUGGGAGUUCUCAGGAGGUAGCAGCAGAGUAUGUUUCUGAAACAAAUAGGAAAGGUAGUGCUGACAUGCGAUCCAGUCAAUUUUACCUGGAAGGCAAUGAGGUUGUAAAGAGGCAGCGAACAAAUGAUGCGCUUAUCACACCGCUUGGAGAAAGCAAUUCAGCUGUGCAUGCGCAUGUGCAAGUGACCAAGUCAACUUCCUCUGAGCUAAUCUUCAAGGCACUCCAAGACAUACCUGACUUGGCCCGUGCUGAUAUUCUAAGAGCUUACAGUACUCUUACCCGUGAUGAUCGCCAGUUUGAAUCUCUUAUGGCGCUCCCAAUGGACAUGAGGAAGGAUUGGCUGCUCAUGGAGAUUGGAAACAAGUAA
Messenger RNA from Lolium rigidum, 1743 nucleotides. Its product is annotated as ATP-dependent DNA helicase DDM1-like. NCBI's taxonomy places the organism in Eukaryota, Viridiplantae, Streptophyta, Magnoliopsida, Poales, Poaceae. Gene Ontology annotation, molecular function: ATP binding; ATP-dependent chromatin remodeler activity; DNA binding. Gene Ontology annotation, cellular component: nucleus. The coding region runs from base 109 to 1743 and encodes 544 amino acids. The record is from RefSeq and is a predicted model, not a curated record. The transcript is spliced from 5 exons.